Messenger RNA from Pelecanus crispus (Dalmatian pelican), 1242 nucleotides. It is a transcript of the gene SYT8, whose product is annotated as synaptotagmin 8. The record is from RefSeq and is a predicted model, not a curated record. Gene Ontology annotation, molecular function: clathrin binding; calcium ion binding; SNARE binding. Gene Ontology annotation, cellular component: plasma membrane; synaptic vesicle membrane; axon. NCBI's taxonomy places the organism in Eukaryota, Metazoa, Chordata, Aves, Pelecaniformes, Pelecanidae. Gene Ontology annotation, biological process: synaptic vesicle endocytosis; calcium ion-regulated exocytosis of neurotransmitter.
AUGGCGGUGGCAGCCAGGAAAGGCAGGACGACGGCCUCCCCCCUCACCGGCAGCCCCGUGGCCAUCGCCACCACGGCUCGGCCAGGCUUCCUGGGUGGCUGGCUUAGCCGGAUCCCAUUAUCCAAAUGGGUGCUCAUUGCUGUGGCUGUGGCAGUGGCUGUUCUCCUCCUCCUCUUCCUCAUCUGCAUCAUCAGGUGCUGCUGUGGCAAGAAGAAGCCCAAGAAGAAGGAGAGAGUCAGCUUGCAUGCUGUCAGCGGCUCCAGCACGGCCUGCCUUGUCCAGCCCGAGAUGGAGGACCUGGAGCGGAGCGCGGAGCAGACAGGACGAGGAAAGCUGCAGUACUCCCUGGAGUACAACUUCCAUGCGCAGGAGCUGAAAGUCGGUGUGAAGCAGGCAGCUGAGCUGAAGGCCAUGGACAGCGGAGGCACAUCCGAUCCAUACGUGAUCGUCUACCUAACAUCCGAUAUGAAGAAGAAGUAUGAGACCAAGGUUUACCGCAAGACCCUGAACCCCAUCUUCAAUGAGAGCUUCACUUUCCAGGUACCCCAGGCGGAGGUGCCUGAAUCCACACUGGUGAUGCAGAUCUAUGACUUCAACCGCUUCGCCAAGCAUGACAUCAUCGGUGAGGUCCGGCUGCCCCUGGCCAGUGUCAACCUGCAGCAUGUCAUUGAACAGUGGAGUGAACUGGUGGCAGCCAGUAAAGUGGAGGAAGAGCAGCUGGGCGAGAUCUGCUUCUCACUGCGCUAUGUCCCCAGCACUGGCAAGCUAAUGGUGCUCAUCCUGGAAGCCAAGAAGCUGAAGCGGAUGGACUCCCAUGGGCUCUCAGAUCCUUUUGUCAAGGUGCAUCUCAUCCUGAACAGGAAGAAAUGGAAGAAGAAGAUGACAAGUGUGAAGAAAAACACCUUAAGCCCUUACUUCAAUGAGGUGUUUGUUUUUGAGGUGCCUUUCAAUCAGAUCCAGAAUGUGGACGUGGUCAUCUCCGUCUGGGAUCAUGACAAAGUGACCAAGAAUGAGCCCAUUGGCAAACUCUUCCUGGGCUGCCGGGCCACGGGCAACCAGCUGCGGCACUGGUCUGACAUGCUGUCCAACCCACGCCGGCCCCUCGCCCAGUGGCACAGCCUGCAGCCCCCAGAUGUGGUCGACAAAGCCCUGGGGCUGAAGUCCCACCUCAAGAUGCCCCUGCCCCUGAGAUAGUGGGGGUCUCCUCCUCCACCUGGGGGGCAGGAUGGAGGGCUUGCAGAG